AUGAGAUUGGAUCUUUCAUUCUUCGUGUUUUGUUGCAAGUCGUUUCUGGGUGACGAUGAAUCUGAAACCAAUUAUUACGAUUUGUUGGGCGUGGAACGAGAUGCGAGUGCGGAGGACGUGAAGAAAGCCUACAAAAGAAAGAGUCUCCAAAUGCAUCCCGACAAACUGGCCCAACGAGGUCAAACCGUGACGGAUGAACUUCAGGCAGAAUUCACCAAAAUGAAGGAAGCCUACGAGGUGCUCAGUGAUCCACAUAAGAGAGAAACCUACGAUGCUAUAGGAGCAAGAGGAAUGAAAUGGAUUGACGAGCCGUUCAGCAUUGAUCCUCAAGAUUUGGCCACGAACUUUAGCAAGUCCUCUGUUGUGGAUAGGGCCAAGAUUUUUGCCAUUUUUGUGGCAGUGGCAGUGGCUAUUCUUCUCUUGCCUAUCUUUAUUUGUUUGCAUUUGGACGGAUCCUUUGGAGAAAAUGCUUCCUGGUUUGCAACCUUUAUACCCCUGUGGAUUUGGGACGGCUUUUUGGUGUUUUAUCAUGUUCGACUGAUCAUGAUGGGACCCAUUGAGAGACCGGAACACAUCCCAGAAGAAGAAUGGUCGGAUCCCCUUCCAAUGCCAAAGAGAUACAUGUCCUUCUUUCGAUUUGGCUUGCUUACUCUUUUCGAAAUCUUUGCCACUCUCAAGUUGGACGACUCCUUUGGAGGAAGUUGGUUGAUGGCAUUUUUGCCAUAUUACUUGUGGGAGCUUAUGUCCGUCUACAAGAAAUGGCCCAUGACGAAAAUGAAGAUUGUGACCAUUGCAGACUUGGAAGCUGCCUUAGGAAAAUCAACCGCUGAAUUUACAGAAGAAGAAAAGGAAGCGGUCAAGGAAGGAUAUGCGGUUGUGUCGUCUUUAGAAGGGGAAGAUUUCCAAGAAGCCAUCCGAGCCAAGAGUGCAGCUCGACAAGAACUGGUCAAGAGCGCCUUUCGAUUCAUUUUCAGUUUGUUUUUACUGCUACAACUUGGUGGAAGCUUUACCUUGAGCUGGUGGCUCGUUUUCUUGCCAGUAUGGGUGAUUUCCGUUUUGGUUUGCUUGAAUAACUACCAAACGUUUGCAGAAGUACAAAAGAAAGCUGCGGAAAAGGAUCCCACACUAUUCGGUAUCGAAGGAGAUCCGCUCAAUACCAGUACCGAUUAUGGAGCGGUUGGAGUGGAUGGUACUGCCACGCCGGAUGCAGCAGGAGGAGGAGCGUCUCCGCCAACCCCCUUGACCGAGGAUGAGCGAGAAAAUCUUAAAGCCGAAGUCAUGGUCCACGCCUCCAACUUGUGUACCAAAUGCUGCUCCCAAGGAUUCGUUUUGGUGCUGGUGUGUCUAUUUGUGGCAAAGCUUCAAGGUGCCACGUUUUCAUCCUUUUGGAUCAUUUCUCCCUUUUUGCUCGUGGCUGGCAUAAUACUGUGCUGUCUCGGUUUCGCCAUCUUUGGUAUUUCUGAACAACCAGAGGAUGCAGAACUAUUUAAUACUACGGCAGCCUUUGGUGGCGAGACGGAACCAGACACGGCUGCGAACUCGCCCACGAUAAUACCCACGGAUUACGCACCUCCGUCUACCAACAAACCAGAAGUGGAUAUCGAACUGGGAGGAGGGUCCAACAACACGACACCAACGACGGAUCUAGAUGCAGAUAAUAAGACUGCUGAAAGUAGUGCCGCUACUCCAGUUGACCUUUUGGACACUGUUCCGUCAAAAGAACAGACCGACAUGGGGGAUUUGGAUUGA
Molecule: messenger RNA, 1749 nt
Organism: Cylindrotheca closterium
Lineage: Eukaryota; Bacillariophyta; Bacillariophyceae; Bacillariales; Bacillariaceae
Source: the annotation of a GenBank genome assembly